AUGGGAACGAAAUACCAACACAAUAUGUCGGAAGACUGUUUCAUUCUUCGGAAACUUCAAGAGACGAACGAUCAAUUGAGACUAGAUAUCGAUAAGGAUGAGAAAACACUGGUCGACCUGCGGAGAACUAUUCCAAAAAAAUGUUCAGAGAUGUACAAAAUGGAGAAGAAAAAGCUCCUGAACCACUAUUUAGCCGCAGAACUUUUACCACAUUUGCCAGAGCAAGGACUGAAUACUGAUGAAAUUCAACGAAUGCGCAACACAGUCAAUGCACGAGGGGACGCCCAGAAACUUCACGAAAACAAAUUCCUCCAGAAACAAGUCGACGAUCUCGCAGCCCUCCUUCUGCGCAAUAUGGAAUCUUAA
Messenger RNA from Caenorhabditis briggsae, 366 nucleotides. The record is from RefSeq and is a predicted model, not a curated record. Bases 1 to 366 code for a protein of 121 amino acids. The transcript is spliced from 4 exons. NCBI's taxonomy places the organism in Eukaryota, Metazoa, Nematoda, Chromadorea, Rhabditida, Rhabditidae.